GAAAAAUCUUGAAAAAUAGUUCAAAGCUGCUGUAGCAUAUCGUGAGCUUUUGCUGAAUGCUCAAUAUUAAGCGGCGCUGAGAGACGCUGAGGGGAUCUGCUUCCCCCAUAGAUGCAUUCAAUCCACAGUGCUUCUUGCUAUGCUAACCUCAACCACUCUCUAUCCCAGUUCAAUCCAGUUUCCAACUGUUUGGUUGGAUCCAAUGUGCUACUGGCCUCCUGCGCACCACCGGCUGUUCCUAGCUUCAGAUUGCGUGCUAUUCAUUCUGAAUUCUUGCCCAGAAUUAGUUAUUUUCCGAACCCAAGUUUUGUUUUCGCACGCAGGAAACCCUGGCGCUGUGUAGUAGCCAGGGCCACCGGAACUGACUACUAUUCGACUUUGAAAGUUAGUAAAAAUGCUUCUUUGCAAGAGAUUAAGAGCUCUUACAGAAAACUAGCCCGUAAGUAUCAUCCAGAUAUGAACAAGAGCCCGGGGGCAGAAGAGAAAUUCAAGGAGAUAAGUGCUGCAUAUGAGGUUCUAUCAGAUGAUGAGAAAAGAUCUUUAUAUGAUCGCUUUGGUGAGGCAGGUCUACAAGGAGAAAAUGGAGGGUCAGCUGGUACUUCAGGGGUUGAUCCUUUUGAUGUAUUUGAUGCAUUCUUUGGUGGUUCGGACGGUCUAUUUGGAGGUGGUGAUGAACUAGGAGGAAUGAACUUCAAUUUGAGAAACAACAGAAAAAGGGGUCUUGAUAUUCGGUAUGACCUUCACUUGAGCUUUGAGGAAUCUAUUUUUGGAGGAAGGAGAGAAAUCGAAGUUCCUUGUUUUCAGACAUGUAAUGAUUGUGAUGGUACAGGAGCUAAAUCAAAGGAUUGCAUUAAGCCAUGCAUAAAUUGUGGUGGCAGAGGAGGAGAGAUGAAAAGUCAAAGAACCCCCUUUGGAGUAAUUUCUCAGGUUUCAACCUGCUCUAAGUGCCGUGGUCUUGGCAGGAUAGUCACUGAUAACUGUCAAAGGUGUAGUGGCAGUGGCAUGGUGCAGUCUAAACAAACAAUGGAAAUGGUCAUUCCUCCUGGUGUCAAUGACGGAGCCACAAUGCAAAUUCGAGGCGAAGGGAAUUUUGAUAAGAAUAGGGGUACAGCUGGUGACCUUUACAUAGUCAUCCAUGUAGAUGAAAAAGAUGGAGUUUGGAGGGAAGGUCUUCACUUGUACUCAAAGAUUAAUAUUGACUUCACAGAGGCAAUUCUAGGGUCUGUUAAAAAGGUAGAAACUGUUGAGGGUUUAAGGGAUCUCCGAGUACCUUCUGGCAUUCAACCAGGAGAUUCCGUCAAGUUAUCACGUAUGGGAGUUCCUGACAUGAACAAACCAUCUGUUCGGGGCGAUCAUUACUUCAUUGUGAAUGUCCUCAUCCCUAAAAGUAUCAGUGUUGCUGAACGUGUACUUGUUGAGGAAUUGGCUUCACUCAGAUCAUCUGGCGAAGAUACCCCAAUUUCUUCUAAUAACAUUGGGACACCUAAUGGGGGAGUAAAUGAUUUCAAAAAGAGGCACCCAAAACGCCAUUCAAGCAUGGGAAGCAAGCAAGGUUCUCUAUGGAGAUCAAUCAGGAAUUUCUUAAGGGGAGGGCAAUCUCAAGAGAAGUUUGCAUCUAUUAGCUUGGAUUCCUCAGCAGCGUCGUGGAGAUUUGACAAGUCGAACUCAUCUAACCCUAAUUAUUUUGUAUUUGGUUUCGUUAUGAGUUGUAUUAUUUUCUAUAUAUCUAGGUCUUAUUUCGCUUUGUUUAAUAAACGGACCCUUCCCUCUACCCAUAGAACACCUAGUGAAAGGACAUUAAAAGGAAGAGAUUUUUCUGUUUGAGCUAAGAUGAGAAUAUCACCACGUUUUUUCUUACUUAAGCUAGGCACGAAUGAAUAUGGUUGUACAUUAGAGCUAUCUUCUGCAUCUGCAUUCUUUGCUUCCACAUCAGGAAAUCUUGCAGCAGCCUUAGACAUUGAGAGCUCACAAUCUAUAUGAUAUCUGGUUCUGAAACUAUAUUAUGUCUCCUGGCUAAAUUUUCAAUUGAAGUUAGUCUUACGGUUUGUGGCAGUAGGUCUACUUUUGAAUUGUUGUAUAGCGCAUUCCAGAUGGAUCAAUUUAAUUUAUGAAGUACCCGAGUUUCCUUUUUGCUUCUGGUAUCUAUUAAAGGGAGACUUGAUGUAAGAAUUAGACAGGUUUUUCGGUGCAUGUUCCGGAGUCCGGACUGUAAAGAAUGACUUCUACUAAACAUUGAUACUUUUUAAGCUUUUUGAAUGGCAUGACUUGGUUAUGAAUUUUAUUGACA
Molecule: messenger RNA, 2287 nt
Organism: Neltuma alba
Lineage: Eukaryota; Viridiplantae; Streptophyta; Magnoliopsida; Fabales; Fabaceae
Product: chaperone protein DnaJ
Exons: 11
Coding region: 112-1824 (570 amino acids)
Biological process (GO): protein refolding; response to heat
Cellular component (GO): chloroplast thylakoid membrane; cytoplasm
Molecular function (GO): heat shock protein binding; ATP binding
Source: RefSeq, a predicted model, not a curated record